Molecule: messenger RNA, 2595 nt
Organism: Chrysoperla carnea
Lineage: Eukaryota; Metazoa; Arthropoda; Insecta; Neuroptera; Chrysopidae
Gene: Kif3C
Product: kinesin-like protein KIF17
Exons: 14
Coding region: 61-2544 (827 amino acids)
Biological process (GO): microtubule-based movement
Molecular function (GO): microtubule binding; microtubule motor activity; ATP binding
Source: RefSeq, a predicted model, not a curated record
GUUAAAAUUUAAUUUUCUUUUAUAUAUAGUGUAUAUAUUUUCAAUAUAAACAAAAUAAAAAUGGCUGAAGAAAAUGUAAAAGUAAUUGUACGAUGUCGUCCAAUGAACAAACGGGAAUUGGACUUAAAUUGUCGUGCUAUUGUACAAAUGAAUGGUUGUGAAGUGAAAUUAACAAAUCCAAAUGAUAAGAACUGUCCGACAAAACAAUUCACAUUUGAUUCAGUGUAUGAUAUGAAAUCAGCGACAGAAAAUUUAUAUAAUGAUAUUUGUUAUCCAUUAGUUGAAAGUGUUUUAGAAGGAUACAAUUCCACAGUAUUUGCAUAUGGACAAACUGGAUGUGGUAAAUCAUUUACAAUGGAAGGUUCAAGUACACCAAGUUCAACACGUGGUAUUAUCCCACGUGCAUUAGAACAUAUAUUUGAAGCAAUUUCAGUUGCCAGCGAUGUCAAAUUUUUAGCAUUAGUUAGUUAUUUAGAAAUUUAUAAUGAACAAAUUCGUGAUUUACUAAUGCCAUCAGAAAAAUUAAAUUCUUCAAUGUCUGGUUUACCAUUAAAAGAGAUUCCAAAUGAAGGUGUUGUUGUACAAGGUUUAUCAACGCAUCCAGUCCAUAACAUACAAGAAUGUGAAAAUUUACUACGAAUUGGAUCAAAAAAUCGUAUAAUUGGUACAACAUUAAUGAAUCAAAAUUCAUCCAGAUCGCAUAGUAUAUUUACAAUAAGUGUGGAACAAAUUAGUAAAAAUAAUUGUAUUAGUCAAAAUAGUUUAGAAUGUAAAAUGGAUGAUCAACAGCAUAUUAAAAAAGGAAAAUUAAAUUUAGUGGAUUUAGCUGGUUCAGAACGACAAACAAAAACUGGUGCAACUGGGGAUCGUUUGAAGGAAGCCACUAAAAUUAAUUUAUCCUUAAGUGCAUUAGGGAAUGUGAUAUCAGCAUUAGUUGAUGGAAAAUCUAAACAUAUACCAUAUAGAGAUUCAAAAUUAACAAGAUUACUACAGGAUUCGCUUGGAGGAAAUACAAGAACUCUUAUGAUUGCUUGUAUCUCACCUGCUGACAAUAAUUAUGAUGAAACAUUGUCAACGCUUCGAUAUGCAAAUCGUGCAAAGAAUAUUUCAAAUCAACCAAUAGUGAAUGAGGAUCCAAAAGAUGCAAUGCUACGUAAAUACCAAGAAGAAAUUCAAAAAUUAAAGGAAAUGUUACAAAGUUCCGCCCCAUCAAUAAAUUCUAUUGAAAAUAAGGAAGUAAAUAACAACGAUAUUGAAAUAACACGUCCAGUAUCUGAAGAAUAUAAAUUAAAAUUAGAAAUGGAAAAACAUAAAAUCAUUUCGGAAUAUCAAGAUGAAAUGAAUCGAUUGAAAAAUGAACACGAAUCAGAGAAAAAUGAAAAAGAGCAUUUAAUGCAAGAGAUGCUUGAUUUAAAAACGCAAUAUGAAAAUAAUUUAGCAAAAGUUAAUCAAGAAAUGAAAGAGAACGAAGUGAAAAUUGUUCCAAAAGAAGAAAUUAUGAAAAGAUUACAAGCAAUAAAAGCAUCUAUUAUCGGUGGUGAGAAAGCAAAUGAUGAAAAAUUAAAAGAAAAGCGCAAAAGAAAAAAAUUAGCUGCAGAAAAGAAGUUGCAUGCCCUAGCUCAAGUAUUAGCACGGGUUGAACAAGAUGAAGAUCGUGAACUACUUCAAGAUCAAUAUAAAGACAUAACUCAAGAGUUGAAUUUAAAAACAGAAGGCUUACGAAAAUAUAGGCAUAAAGUGAAAGCACUUGAACGUGAAAUACACGAUAUUCAAGGCGAAUUUGAAACGGAGCGAACAGAUUAUUUAGAAACAAUACGUAAACAUGAACGCACUAUCAAAUUAUUAUCGCAGAUUAUACAUAAAAUGGUACCCUUAUUAAAAAAAGACUGCAAUUAUAGUGAUAUAGAAACAAUAAAAUCUCAAGCUGUAUGGAAUGAAGAAGUUCGGAAAUGGAAAUUACCUGAAGUUAUAUUCACUAGGACAACUUUACCGCCUGCAGGAAGAAUAAAUACAAGCCAAACAGCACCAGGUAGAUUAGAGAGUGAUUCAGAUGGUGAAUCAGGUCACGAAUCAAAUGGCCAAGAAAUAUAUAUGCAGGAUUUAAAUAAUCUUGAUAAUCAAUCAGACUCGAAUACAGUUGAAGAAAUUUUAUUAAAGAAGUUGGAAAAAUCAGAAAAGGAAAAUAUUGCUGGAAAUUAUUUUAAACCUCGACGAGCUACACAACUAUUGAAUAAUUCAAAUAAUGCAGAUCCAGCAAAAGCAUUCAAUAUUUGGCGAGAUUUUGCUCAAAAAAGUCGAGCGCAUUCAUCAACUACCACAGACAUUGGAUACUUAACGACCUCGCCAUCUGGAGCAAUUGGAAGUUUAAAUAAUAGUUGGAAUGGUUUUACGCAUCCGCCAAGCAAAAACUCAAAUUUAACAAAUCUAUGGAUAAAUGGUAAUGGUGUAUCAUCCCCCGAAUUACGAAGGCCUCUAAGACUGGAUGCUUUACCGACAAUUGAAAAACGCCAUAAAAAUAAAUUGAAUACAUUAGACUUAAUUUAACAAUACAUUUUAUAUGCGUUUAAAUUUAUUGUAAAGCCAAAACAAUAACAA